CGUAGCCGGAGCUUCCCCUCCACCCUCCAAGCCCGGUGUCUUGCAUCUUGAAACAGCCACCUCCAGCUGGCUUCAUCUUGCUUACACUCUUCCAAUCGACGCACCGAACAUUCAAUUGUAAACUCUAUAAUACAAAAUCAUAUCAGAAUACAUCCUCGAAGAUGCCACCAAACGAAGGCCUCGUUCACCCCAAAGAAUACGACUGGCGGGACUCCAACGUCGAGCUUGUCAACUCAGAGCUUGAUCACCGCGUCAAGUACCAGUCCGCCACCACCGAACCAGCAUGGAACAAUGGGAAGAUAGGAACUGAGCCGGGGCUUUUCAUCUGGCGCAUUGAAGACUUCGAAGUCGUUCCAUGGCCGAAGGAGAAGUACAGCCAGUUCCACGAGGGCGAUUCGUACAUCGUCCUCAACUCCGUCAAAGCCGCACCGAAGCAGAGCGACAACAUCGAAGACGGAGAGGGAGAAAAGGAUAAACUGAUACAUGACAUAUUCUUCUGGCUAGGCAGUCACACAACGCAGGACGAAGCGGGCACCGCAGCCUACAAGACGGUCGAGCUAGACGAGUUCCUACACGGCGCAGCGACCCAGCACCGCGAGAUCCAAUCCGCGCCCUCCGAUGCGUUCAGCGCGCUGUUCCCCCGCGUCAAGAUCCUGCGCGGCGGCGUGCGCUCCGGUUUCACCCACGUCGACGUCAACGAGACGCCCCAACAUAUCGAUACCCUGCUUCGCAUCUUCAAGCAUCCUAGCCCGGCGGCCGGCCGCGACGCGAUACUCGUACACGAGGUGGAACCGACAUGGAAGAGUCUGGACGAAGGCGACGUGUUCGUCUUGGAUAGAGGGGAUAAGAUAUUCGUGUGGCAGGGCAAGAAGUGCUCUCCUAUGGAGAAGAUGAAAGCUGCACAGGUCGUUAACGACCUCACGCUUGCGAAGCACGUGGAUGUGGAGGUUCUCUCGCAGAACGAGAGCCGGUCCAAGAUCGUUGUCGAUCACCUAGGUGGCCAGGACGUCAAUCCGCUUGAGACUACGUUUACAGCCGAACAGCCCAUCUCGUCGCGGUCGUCGCAGGAUCGCGAGAAGAAAUUGUUUCGGUUGUCAGAUGCUGAGGGUCAGCUUAGCUUCAACUUGGUUAAAGAAGGGAAGGCGAUCAAUAGAGAGGAUUUGGAUGGGAAUGAUGUCUUUCUGUUGGAUUCUGGAAAGGGUAUUUGGGUUUGGGAGGGACAUGCGGCGAGUCGCGCGGAGAAGAAGAUGUGGUUGCGCGUGUUGCAGAGAUAUGUCGCGCAACAAGAGGAUGCUGCAAGCUUGUCGUUUGCAAAGGUUGUGCAAGGGAAUGAGGGGCGAGGUUUUUGGACUGCAGUUGAGGCUUGAUCUCAUUGACAUAAGAAAUGUAGAAGAUAGCUAAUAUCUAGCUUCGAAUAUCUUGCAACUCGAUUAUACGGCC
Aaosphaeria arxii CBS 175.79 is the source of this 1440-nucleotide messenger RNA. RefSeq names its product putative actin-binding protein Fragmin. Lineage: Eukaryota; Fungi; Ascomycota; Dothideomycetes; Pleosporales. The coding region runs from base 162 to 1367 and encodes 401 amino acids. Gene Ontology annotation, molecular function: actin filament binding. The record is from RefSeq and is a predicted model, not a curated record. The transcript has a single exon.